Messenger RNA from Conger conger (European conger), 3088 nucleotides. RefSeq names its product histocompatibility (minor) 13 (gene hm13). Gene Ontology annotation, biological process: membrane protein proteolysis. NCBI's taxonomy places the organism in Eukaryota, Metazoa, Chordata, Actinopteri, Anguilliformes, Congridae. Bases 201 to 1442 code for a protein of 413 amino acids. Gene Ontology annotation, cellular component: lumenal side of endoplasmic reticulum membrane; cytoplasmic side of endoplasmic reticulum membrane; membrane. The record is from RefSeq and is a predicted model, not a curated record. Gene Ontology annotation, molecular function: aspartic endopeptidase activity, intramembrane cleaving. The transcript is spliced from 14 exons.
CUUGCUCCUCCCAUGCUGCAAAUGUUUUACACCGGUGAUGAUGUCAGAUCCCGGAGAGUGUUAAGAAACGUGGCCUUAGGAAAACGGGGCACGGAAGAAGAGUGCUGAAGGAGUCCCUAAUUUUUAAAAGAACAGAUCGUGUGUAACAUUACACGUUUUUCCUCCCUUAGUUCAUUGAAACCUAGUUAUUACUCGCAAAAAUGGCCGAUGUCGACCAAGGAUCGGCAUUACCUAGUGAGACAACUUCUCCGGUUUUGGAUAGCAUCAUGAAUGAUACUGUCGCCAAUGCUACCGACUCCAUCAACGCUACUGUUACCAAGUUUGUUUCUACACCUGAAGGCACGGCACUCGCAUAUGGUAGCCUUGUUUUUAUGGCUCUGUUGCCAAUCUUCUUCGGUGCCCUGCGGUCUGUCAGCUGCUCCAAGAGCAAGGUUGCUGCAGAAAGUGAUUACGGUUUUCAGUCCAGAUUGAUGCCGAUCAUUCACUCACACAGCAACAGCGAUAGGCUGCCAUGCAAGAAUUCCUCGGACAUGCCAGAGACCAUCACCAGCCGAGAUGCUGCCCGGUUUCCCAUAAUUGCCAGCUGCACCCUGUUUGGAUUGUAUCUCUUCUUCAAAGUAUUUUCUCAAGAAUACAUCAACUUGCUGCUAUCAAUGUAUUUCUUUGUACUGGGGAUUUUGGCUCUGUCUCACACCAUAAGUCCGUUCAUGAACAGAGCGUUCCCUACUACCCUUCCCAACAAGCAGUAUCAACUGCUGUUCACCCAGGAUACAGGGGAGAACAAGGAAGAAAUCGUCAAUUACGAGUUUGACACCAAAGACCUGGUGUGCCUUUGUAUGAGCAGCGUGGUGGGAGUUUGGUACAUCGUCAAGAAGCACUGGAUUGCCAACAAUCUGUUUGGACUGGCGUUUGCUCUCAACGGCGUAGAGCUGCUGCACCUCAACAACGUCAGCACCGGCUGCAUCCUCCUCGGGGGCCUGUUUGUGUACGACGUCUUCUGGGUUUUUGGCACCAAUGUCAUGGUAACAGUGGCCAAGUCAUUUGAAGCGCCAAUAAAAUUGGUGUUUCCCCAGGACCUGCUGGAAAGGGGACUGGGGGCCAGUAACUUCGCCAUGCUGGGCUUGGGUGACAUCGUCAUUCCAGGAAUCUUUAUUGCAUUGCUGCUGCGUUUUGAUGUCAGUCUUAAGAAGAACACAAGGACCUAUUUCUACACCAGUUUCCUGGCCUACAUCUUCGGCCUGGGCCUCACCAUCUUUGUCAUGCACACCUUCAAGCAUGCUCAGCCUGCCUUGCUGUACCUGGUCCCAGCAUGCAUCGGAUUUCCAGUACUUGUUGCGCUGCUUAAAGGAGAACUGACUGAAAUGUUCAGGUACGAGGAGGCCUCACCGGAAGCUGAGCCCAAUCAGAAGGAAGAGACCGAGGUGGAGAAAAAGGAGAAGUAGUGUCAGCCGAACCCCUCGCAUUUCACCAGCCCUGCCACGUUCUCUACCCACCAGAAGGUGGCGCUACUGUUGCCGAUGUAUUGUGUUGUACUUUGGAAAUGGCUGAUACAUUAAAUAACUUUUCGACAUUGGAUAUUUUGUAGCAUAUAAGUGGUUUGUUUAAAAGGGUACAACAGCAUAUUCGGUGCCAAUGUAUUCCAUUUUGUUUUUUGUUCUCUGUUUGUUUUUUUUUCUUAAUCCAGUUUGCCUUUGCAUUCUCAUAGGCUCAUUUUUUAAAUAGGAAUUCCUUUUUAAAGGCCAGAAUUUUAAAAAUUGUGACGAAGAUUGGAAGACAUUUCUUAAAAUGAACAGAGAAAUGAUGCACUCUCCUUGCGGACCAAAGAAUUCCAAGAUUGUGCUGACCCUUUUUUUGAUUAAAACAACCGUUUGUGUUUGAAAAUGAUCUGCAGCAAAACUUGAUAAUUUUUUUCAGAAAGUAUUCGGUGACAAAGGUGCAAUUCUAAAGGUGCACUUUUAAAGGGACAUGCACAAUUAUUAAUGUGUACAGUAUGCAUGUAGGUGUGGAUGCAGGAGUAUAUUAUAUAUCAUAUAGUGUGUGUAUGUGUUUAUACUGUGUGUUUUUUUCUGAAACUGCAGUUCUUUUUGACAUGAUAGGGAAUAUGUUUAUCCAUAUUUGCUCCAUCUUAGUUGCCAUUAUUAUUAUUGUCAUGAUUCUUAGAGCUUAAGAAGAGGGUUGGAGGGACCUGACAUGUUGAAUACUCCUUAAUUCAGUUUACUGCUAAAGCCUGCAGUGGUAGCUUAUGUCAUUUCACUUUUAUUUAAAUCUCUACAUCAUUCUGUUUUUGAAAAGCCACUUUAGUUCAGCCAGGGUCGUUAUUUUACCUUUCCUUUCAGGAGGGAGUCAUUUGUAUUUGAUUGUGUCGAUUCACGUGACAUCUUUUAAACUUAAAUAAAAAAUAAUAAAAUCUUUAUUCUUAAUGCUUAAAGCUAACAUUAAAGUAAUUUUAUGCUCGCAAUUUCAAAUGUCAGUCAGCUGUUUACAGUUUGUUACUGACAUUAAUAUCCCUAUAAAAUGUUUUUGGGCCAGCCUUCUCUGUACAAUUUUCAGCAGUUACAAAAUGCAGAUGGAGGAGUUCUUGCAGGUGUGCAUGAAGCCGCACUGAUACAGAAAUGGCUGCACGCAGCCCGAGGAAGCCGAUGUGCUCCCCAAACAUUUGGCCGUAAAGUCUCAGAAAUUUCUCCUCUGCUCAAAAUCACCAUUAAUAUUAUACUGUUUUCACAAAAGGAGGACCAUUUUCAAAUGGUGCCUCUUGCCGUUUCUAAUCUGCUGUUUGUUUCAAGUUGUAUUUUUAAGGUUCUGGCCUUUGGAGAAUGGAGCUGGGCAAAAUUGGGUUUGGGGUUUUUGGGGUGGGAGGUGGAGUGGGGUCAUUUAAGGUCUGGGAUGGUGUAUAAUUUAAUGGUUUUGUAUUGUAAUUUGUAAAGAUCAUGUCCAUGCUUUGCUUGGUGAAAAUUUUAAAUCCCAUUGUUCACCAUCUAUAUAUUUUUUCUCCUAUUGUAUCAAUGCAAGUUGAGGCAAGCUUCUUUGUUGAGGAGCGGAUCCUUUUUGCAAUAAAUUGUGGUGUACACCACUGUAGAAGACGCAUCAA